AUGAGUGAUGCGGGUUUUUAUGAGUCAUACGUAUACGAGGAGCACAAAAUGAUAUGUUACGAGGGGGAGAUACCGGAAGACAAGAAAAUACAAUUUAGCCUCCAUUUUGGCACGGUAACACUUGAUAUGGAGACUACCACACUUUUCGUCCAGGACAACACAGAUGAUAUCGAUGAAGAAACCUUUUGUCUAUCCGUGCAUGAGUCACCUUUAGAAGAGAAUCUCAUUGGGAUACCGAUAUUUCAAGGUCGCAACAUAGGUUUCGAUGUUCCUAACAAUAAAUUGUAUAUCCAGGCCGUUGAAUGCCAUAAACUCUACGAUGGUUUUAAUGAUGAGCUGGCUUAUCGGAGUCCAUGA
Molecule: messenger RNA, 357 nt
Organism: Microthlaspi erraticum
Lineage: Eukaryota; Viridiplantae; Streptophyta; Magnoliopsida; Brassicales; Brassicaceae
Source: the annotation of a GenBank genome assembly